This is a messenger RNA of Gossypium raimondii (Peruvian cotton), 1669 nucleotides long. Its product is annotated as protein WHAT'S THIS FACTOR 1 homolog, chloroplastic. Gene Ontology annotation, molecular function: RNA binding. The record is from RefSeq and is a predicted model, not a curated record. The transcript has a single exon. Bases 290 to 1483 code for a protein of 397 amino acids. NCBI's taxonomy places the organism in Eukaryota, Viridiplantae, Streptophyta, Magnoliopsida, Malvales, Malvaceae.
UGUUUUACGUUGUUUAUCGAUGCCUUUGUCGCUGAUCUAAGCUCCCUUGAUCACUUUUUCGCUAAUCAAUUCCAUUUUUAAUUUUUUUUUCUUGUAUUUGUUUUUGAGUUUACGUUGUUUAUCGAUGCCUUUGUCGCUGCUCUAAGGUCCAUUGAUCGCCUUUUGCUCAUCGAUUCCAUUUUUUUUUUUGAAUUUGUUUUGAGUUUAGAUGUCUUUGCUUUAAUAUGUGCUUAGAUUUCUUGGUGAAAUUACAAUUUCUGUAUUUCGCAAUCAAACCAAUUGAAUCGCCAUGGCUUCCCGCCUUUUUUCCCUCGCAAAAUCCUUCUUAAACCCUAAAUUCCCAAAUCCACGCUCCUUCUCCACCUCUUUUCUCAUAACCAAAACCCCCAAGAAACAUAAACCCAAACGCCCCAAACCCGAUUCUCCCCGCACCAGAUCCGUCACACCCGACUCCAACAAAAUCCCCCAUUUCGAAUCCCUCCUCGCCCGUGAUGCCAAGUACCGAUUCCUCACCAAAACCAAAGAUUUCCUAUCCAAACAACCCGAACAGAUCCUCCGCCUCGACGACGCCGGAAAACUCUACCGGGAACUCGGAUUCCCCCGCGGCCGUAAAGUCACCAAAUUCAUUUCCCGCUACCCGCUGCUCUUCACCUCUUACCGUCACUCCGACAAUAAAAUCUGGCUCGGGUUUACUGAUUUUAUGGACCAAUUACUCCUCGAAGAGAGAUCAAUCAUGGAAGCCAUGAUAGAAGAUCGAGUCACGAGAAUCCGUAAAUUAUUAAUGAUGUCGAAGAAUAAACGGAUUCCAUUAAGCAAAAUUUAUCAUAAACGGCUUAUAUUUGGAAUUCCUGAGGAUUUCAGGGACAAAAUCGGGAAAUACCCUGAUUAUUUUCGUCUCGUGGUUGAAGAUGAUGGGAAACAUAUCCUUGAGUUAGUAAAUUGGGAUCCAAGUUUAGCUGUUAGUGCAUUGGAGAAGGAGUUUUUAGUGAAUGAAGAUAAGGUUAAGAAAGCUUUCAAGUUUCCGGUUAAGUAUGGUAAAGAUUUAGGAUUGGAGGAAAAUGAUGUGAAGAAGCUUAACUUGCUAAACACGUUACCAUUAGUUUCGCCUUAUUCUGACGGGUGGAAGUUGGACUCGUGGAGUUUGGAAGCGGAAAAAUAUAGGGUUGGAAUUAUACAUGAGUUUUUGAGCUUGACUUUGGAGAAAAGAGCUUUGAUACAUCAUAUUGUGGAGUUCAAGGAGGAGUUUAGUUUGACUAGGCAAACUUAUGAGAUGCUCAAGAGACAACCUUGGACGUUUUAUUUGGCCGGGACGGAGAUGAAUUGGGCGGUGUUUUUGAAGGAUGGGUAUGAUGAGAAUGGUAACUUAAUUGACAAGGAUCCACUGUUGGUUUUCAAUGAAAAACUUUAUAAGUUUGCUCAAAUGCAAGAAGAAGAAGAAGAAGAAGAGAUUUCUGGAUUUAGGGAGAAAUUACGAGGGGAUUGACAUUUUUUAGUGGUUAACCUUGUGGACGCUUGUGUAUAUUAAAACGAAUCUUCAACCUUGUCUGCUUAGCAAAACUGCAAAACCCUUAAUUUAUGUAUGUAGAUUUAAUGAAUCACAUUACUCUGUUUCAUUAAAUGUGUAUUUUUACAGGUAUUGUCUAUCAGUAAAUGUGACUGGAUUUGUACA